Molecule: messenger RNA, 1719 nt
Organism: Fusarium keratoplasticum
Lineage: Eukaryota; Fungi; Ascomycota; Sordariomycetes; Hypocreales; Nectriaceae
Product: Pyruvate decarboxylase
Exons: 3
Coding region: 1-1719 (572 amino acids)
Molecular function (GO): carboxy-lyase activity; thiamine pyrophosphate binding; magnesium ion binding
Source: RefSeq, a predicted model, not a curated record
AUGAGUGAAGAUCAGGUCCAGGGCCUCAAGCAGCCCAUCGACGUCGCCGAGUACCUCUUCAAGCGACUCCACGAGGUCGGUGUCCGCUCCGUCCACGGUGUUCCAGGCGAUUACAACCUCGUUGCCCUCGACUAUCUUCCCGAUUGUGGUCUCAAGUGGGUCGGCAGCGUCAACGAGCUCAAUGCUGCCUAUGCCGCCGAUGGCUACGCCCGAGUCUCCAAGAUUGCUGCUCUCAUCACCACCUUUGGUGUCGGUGAGCUUUCUGCCAUCAAUGGCCUCGCCGGUUCCUUCUCCGAGCACAUCCCCGUCGUCCACAUCGUUGGCUGCCCUUCCACCAUCUCCCAGCGCGACCAGAUGCUUCUCCACCACACUCUCGGCAAUGGCGACUUCGACGUCUUCGCCAACAUGAGCUCUCAGAUCUCCUGCAACAUGGCCAAGCUCACCAAGCCUUCCGAGAUUGCUGAGCAGAUUGAUAACGCUCUCCGCGCUUGCUGGCUCCAGUCCCGCCCCGUCUACAUCAUGCUCCCCACCGAUAUGGUUCAGGAAAAGGUUGAGGGUGCUCGCCUCGAGACCCCCAUCGACAUGGCAGAGCCUGAGAACGACCCCGAGAGCGAGGACUUUGUCGUCGAGGAGGUCCUCAAGGCCAUGUACGCCGCUACCCGCCCUGUCAUCCUGGUUGAUGCUUGUGCCAUCCGUCAUCGUGUCGUCGAGGAGGUGCAUCAGCUCAUCGACAAGCUCGAGCUCCCCGUCUUUGUCACCCCUAUGGGCAAGGGCGCUGUGAACGAAGACCACCCCAACUAUGGUGGCGUCUUUGCUGGUGAGGGAUCUCAUCCUCCCCGAGUCAAGCAGAUCAUCGAGGAGUCGGAUCUGCUCAUCACCGUUGGCGCUCUCAAGAGUGACUUCAACACUGCCGGUUUCUCCUACAGAACCUCCCAGCUCAACUCCGUCGACUUCCACAGCACUUACUGCAAGAUCCGAUAUUCCACCUACCCUGGUGUUGCCAUGAGGGGCGUCCUGCGCAAGGUUAUUGACAAGGUUGACCCUGCUUCCAUGCCUGCGCCUUCCAUCCCCGAGGUUGUCAACGAGGUCGAGGAGAACUAUGACAGCUCCGAGACCAUCACCCAGGCUUGGUUCUGGCCUCGCAUUGGCGAAUUCCUCAUCCCCAAGGAUAUCAUCGUGACUGAGACCGGAACUUCCAACUUCGGUAUCUGGGAUACCAGAUUCCCUCCCAACGUCACUGCUCUCAGCCAGGUUCUCUGGGGCAGCAUCGGCUGGUCCGUUGGUGCUUGCCAGGGUGCUGCACUCGCAGCCAAGGAUCUUGGAAACGGCCGACGAACAAUUCUCUUUGUCGGUGAUGGAUCCUUCCAGCUGACUGCUCAGGAACUGAGCACCAUGAUCCGACAUGGCCUCAAGCCCACAAUCUUCCUCAUCAACAACGAUGGUUUCACGAUUGAGCGUUUCAUCCAUGGCAUGAAUGCCGGGUACAACGACAUCAACGAGUGGAAGUACAAGGAGUUGGUCAGAGUGUUUGGCGGUGAGAAGACCUGCAAGACAUUCACCAUCAAGACCAAGGACGAGCUCAACGACCUCCUGGUCGACGAGGAGUUCAAGGCCGCCGACUGCCUCCAGUUCGUCGAGCUCUACAUGCCCCGGGAGGAUGCUCCCCGUGCCCUGAUCAUGACGGCAGAGGCCAGCGCCAAGAACAACGCGAAGAAAUAA